Caenorhabditis elegans is the source of this 447-nucleotide messenger RNA. RefSeq lists its product as uncharacterized. The coding region runs from base 201 to 395 and encodes 64 amino acids. The record is from RefSeq and is marked reviewed. NCBI's taxonomy places the organism in Eukaryota, Metazoa, Nematoda, Chromadorea, Rhabditida, Rhabditidae. The transcript has 3 exons.
AGCGAGGAAAUGGUGCACAAUCCCCUCCCCCCCCCUCCCAGUCAAUUGGAAAUUGAAUACAGCGUGCUCAGCUAUUGACCUCUCAUAGUGAGAAUCUUAUUGGGUCUCCCCAUCUGUCCGUGACGUCUCUAGCUAGUGCUCUGUUUCUCUUACUGUGUUACUGUGUCGAUCAAUACUAUUUUUUGCGAACCAUUUUCAAAAUGCUCCUCGACUAUCUGUUACUCUUAAUAAUCACCGCCUUUUUAAUAAUUGCGGUAAUAAAAAUAAAACUUAAAAAAAAACCAUUCCAUUUGAGAAAACUAUCGCAUGUUGCAUUCAGAAAUGUAAUCAAUUCCAUGGAUAUUAUUAAUAAAGUAAUCGAUUUGGGACGAUGUAGAGAUUCACGCCUUUCGUGAUAUUUCUAGCACGGAGGUGGCUUUAAAAGUGAAGAAGAGUGGUGGAACGAAG